This is a messenger RNA of Aspergillus udagawae, 1857 nucleotides long. RefSeq lists its product as uncharacterized. Gene Ontology annotation, biological process: protein refolding. The record is from RefSeq and is a predicted model, not a curated record. Gene Ontology annotation, cellular component: cytoplasm. NCBI's taxonomy places the organism in Eukaryota, Fungi, Ascomycota, Eurotiomycetes, Eurotiales, Aspergillaceae. The coding region runs from base 1 to 1857 and encodes 618 amino acids. The transcript has a single exon.
AUGUUAUCGACACCAGAUAUCGAUCCAUAUGCUGUCCUGGGAGUUCAGAAGGAUGCGACUCUCGCCGAGAUCAAGUCCGCUCACCGGAAACUGGUUCUCAAGUGCCACCCGGACAAGGUCAAGGAUGAGUCUCAACGCAGCAAAGCUCAAGAAGAGUUUCAGCAGGUACAGCAGGCCUACGAGCUUCUUUCCGACGAGACGAAGAGAACCAGGUACGAUCAAAAGGUUCGUCUGGCCGAACUGCGGCGCGAAAUGAUGGCGCGCGAAGGUUCCGCUGGCGGAUCAUACCCAUAUUCGUCCCCGCGUGGUAGCGGUACCUCCCGGGAGUAUCGCGACGGGCGAUAUUACGAAGAGAGAAAGCCGGCCGAUGCGGCUUUCUUUGAAGAUGAUUAUAGGUACUGCGAGGAGCCGCGCCCGAUGUCCCGCAAGUACGACGAGUUCGAACGGCGACGACCACGAACGAAGACGACCGAGGAAAAGAAGAAGUCCAAGGCGGUUCCCCUCGAUCAUCUUCGCACGGCGAAAGAUGCACCUCGCGACAGCGUUAAAUCGACCCACACCACUCGGGCCAAAUACCGUACCAAGGAACGGCGGCGGGAAGCUUACGAGAAGCAUGAACGGGCGGGACCGUAUUACGACUCCGAAGAUGACUCCGAAGCUUCGGAUUCCAGUGCAUCGUCCAUCUAUGUGAAAGUCAAGCGCCCUUCUGAGUCCAAAAGGAAUCGCGACUCAUCCUCGAGAAAGACCAAAUCGACUGAUUCAAGCCGUCGCGCCGAGCGCGCACGGUACGAUGACGAAGAUAACUAUUCCGAUGCAUGGGACUCGAAGCACGAGAAAUUACACACAACCGCACAGGAUUAUAUUCUUCGCUCCAAAGCUGUUCCCGUGGAAAGCGAUCGGAGACGUCGGCUAUCUCGUUCUCCCGAGCACGAGAAAUUACACACAACCGCACAGGAUUAUAUCCUUCGCUCCAAAGCUGUUCCCGUGGAAAGCGAUCGGAGACGUCGGCCAUCUCGUUCUCCCGUCCGCCACCAUGGCUACGAGUCUGCGGACCCCGAGCCAUCGUCUCGGCGUCCCGGCCGCUCAAGCCGUUCGAGCCGGGAAGAUGUGCGCCCUUCAACAUCCCGCAACGGAUCCUACGAACAUCUGGAGUCUCAGUCCCGCAGCUACGAGACCAAGAGACCCAGUAUGCCAACGGCUGCCACUUCUCCGAGUAUCAAGGUGUCCUCUAGCACGGUUCGGCCGUCUCUUCAACCUUCACGAUCUGCAUCGAGUGCACAGACUCAUUCUCGUUCGAGACGAGAGCCUACUAGUCGGGUAGAACAAGUUCUCCUGAACAUGGUUCGGCAAUCGGUCAAGCCAAGGGGCGUGGAGAGAUAUGAUUCAGGCUAUUCGAGCCCCGGUACCCCAGAAAUGGCGCCGGGGGAUAGCCCUACCAAGACCUCCACGCGCUACAAGAUCAAAGAGCAAGACACGGUUGUGGUCGAACCGGUCAUGCCACCGCCGCCCACCAGCUCGUCGAGACACUCGAGAGCGUACUCACCGCCACGCGCAGAACGCUCUUCGACCUCGACUCGAUCUGCACCGAAACCGGUACGGAGUAGUACUACCUACGCCUACCCUCCUGAACCGUCGUCUCGUCACGAGAGCACUCGUCCGAGUGCUUCUAGACAGUCUUCAACAAGACUUUUCGGCGAAGUCGAGCAUAGCUCACAUCCCAAGGAGAAGGACAUCAAGUAUGCCCGCGAAAUCCGGCCCGAGCACAUCGUCUACAGCACCCGAGAUGCCUAUUCUCGCCAGCACUACGACGAAUAUCGUCAGCCCCCGGCGCCACGGCGCCAAUCCGCCUAUGCUUAA